UAGUAAGAAAUAAAUUUAUUGCUAAGACUUUGAUCAGUAAUUUUUUUUUUUAAGGAAUUGAAAAAAAAAUUGAUGGAUAAUUCAAAAAAAUAUGGAUCGCGGUUAAAAAGUAAUGAAAGGAGUCGAGCGAGUUCAACGCGAUCAACAAUGACUGGAAUUACAGAAUCCAUAGAUGAAUCAAGUACAGCUGACACAAGUUCUAGUAUAUCGCGAGCCUCAUCGAGAAGAGACUCGUAUUUUUUGAUAGACCGGCGGAUAUCUGAAGAAGAGACUCAAAGACGUCAUUCAUGGCUCGAAAAAACGCGACUGAGUAUCGCGAGCACGCGAAAUAACGCGCGAUUGAUGUAUGAAGUCAAGUUUCCUGAGACUUUUGGGGGAUUAUACUGCGCUAAGUAUUCGCCUGGAGGCGACAUAAUUGCUACUGGAUUCGGGACUGGUGCCAUUCAGAUAAGGAACGGAGAAAAUGGAGAAUUACGUACAACAUUAAGAAGUGGCCUGGAUACGUCACUUCCUGUCAUGUGCUGUCGCUUUAAUCCUAUUUAUGAUAAUAUUUUUUAUGCUUCAAGUGCUUGUGGAAAUAUUUUUUUGUGUAUGACUGACACAAAUAUAUUUUCACGUUUCAUUGCGGAGCCAAAUAAUGAGAUAAAUACAAUUGAUGUCAGUGUCGAUGGUAAAUUUAUUGUUUCCGGUGGAAAAGAUGCUGCAUUAAGACUUUAUGACGCUCAAACGGCUAAAAUAAUUCACAUUUAUCAAAGAAAUGAAUCGGAUUUAACAGAUGAAAAUAUUGAUAAUUAUCAUCGAAUGCGGAUAUUUUCAGCUAAAUUUCAUCAUAUAUAUGAAAAUUUAAUAAUUACCGGUGGUUGGGAUGACACAUUACGUAUAUGGGACAGAAGAGUUGACGGCGGUUCAAUAAAAGUGAUGAAAGGCCCGCACAUAUGCGGCGAUGCAAUCGACGUUAGAGACACGCAGAUUGUCACUGGGUCCUGGGUCGUACGAGGAAGUCUCCAGCUCUGGGAUAUGACAGCCGGUAAACUUAUCGAUACUAUCGUACCAGAAAAUCGCCCGACUAGUUUAGAUGGAGAAUUUCUUUAUGCAGUUCAAUAUUUUGAUGGUGAUCCGUAUGGUGAACAUGUUCUUGCUGGCGGUUCUGGUACUGGAGCACUUGAAGUUAUAAAUAUUAAAGAUAAAAAAGUUGUAGGACACUUUGAGGUCAGCAAAGCAAUAAUGACCCUAGACAGCAAUCGAAGUUCAAUUAUUUUUGGUGGAAUGGAGUCAAUUAUUCGUCUAGCAGAUUACAGUUAAUUUUUUUGUUGUAAAGUAAAUAAAGAU
Microplitis mediator is the source of this 1329-nucleotide messenger RNA. RefSeq lists its product as uncharacterized. The record is from RefSeq and is a predicted model, not a curated record. The coding region runs from base 73 to 1302 and encodes 409 amino acids. Gene Ontology annotation, molecular function: protein binding. The transcript is spliced from 8 exons. NCBI's taxonomy places the organism in Eukaryota, Metazoa, Arthropoda, Insecta, Hymenoptera, Braconidae.